CUUGUAGAAGACGUCAUCAGCAAAAUCUCUGAUAAAACAUUUGAUUUGUUUGAGAAUCCAUACAAGCUCAAAAUGAAGAAGCACCUGACGGUUCUCAAUGUUCUCAUUUUCAUGAUGAUCAUAAAACACGCUCUCUGCGGCGGACACAGCUCAUGGUACCGAAGCAGUAGCGGGAGGAGCUCAAUGCGGAGCAGUGUAAGACUUCACGGUGGACGACAGUUUACAAGCAGCAGUGGCAGUACCAGCAGCAUGUGUGGCGGUGCCUAUUUUAGUAGCAUGAGUGGGAUGAGCGGUAGUACAGGCAACGAAGACAUUAGUGCUAUGCUGUCUUCUCGUCGGUACAUAAGCAGGACUCCCCCGGAGUCAUCAGAGGAACAGCAAACCAACAGCAAUGAAAAUUCAUGUAGCCUGACUGAUUGUUUGCCGUACAUCAAAACACAGGAGGUAAUUGAGCUUAGCUGGUCGCAAAAACGAGAGGCUUUCUGCAAGACACCAUUCAUAAAUACCUGGCGUGAUGCGGAUAAACUUCUGCAAGCGUCAAGCACUAUUCUGCACACUCCAAUCGUCACGCUCAAUUCGGAACAGAAAUCUAAAAUCUUAUCCCGCUAUGGGAACUAUUUCCACGAUCCCGAUCGAACGCCACCCAUACCAUCUACAACUAUCCCACCUCAUCAUCGAGAGAAGCGUAGCUCUAGCGUCAAUGUCUGCCCGAGAGAAGAGCUAUGGGAUGCACUGGUUUUGGCUCUUACCGAUGACGAUGAGCUUAUUCAAGUUAUACAGAUCGCUGAUGCCACGCAAUGGAUCCUAAUGGAAAGGUGUGCGCAGACUCAUUGUAACUUCGUAUCAAGCUGUCAGUGCACGCACCACACCCGUCUCGUACGUGCAGCGGUCAUCAGUUUUGACCAAUCACAGGUGGUGGAGAGAUAUAUCAAAGUGUACUGUUGUAUUGGACAGAUAUUGUUUUAAAAUCACUUUCCGGUCAGCAUAGAGGUCAAUCACAAAGGGACCCGAAGUCUAGGUUCAGUAACAACCCGGGAGUUUUUAGAGUGUAGAAACACUUGUCGGCUGAGGUCGGCUGAGGUAGGAAUAAUUAUGGGAAAACAACAAUUGUGGAAAUAAAACUAGGGUAUUCACAAAGAUAUCAUGCCAAGUUCAUGUACUGCCCUUUUGUUUUCACUGUAUAAGUCACUGCAUGGUCGUUAGCCUGAUAAUAAAGUGUAUGUUUAGUAACGUAGUAUAGUAUGUAGGUGCAAAUUCAACUAAACUAUUGAUUGUUCACUUGGGAUGGCUUAAUUAGUUUUCAAUUCAAUGUUUUAUUGCUAGUCAACUUUCGCAGAAAGGGAAAUGGCAGACUCUUUUUACCUAGAGGAUAAAACAUAACACAAAUUCAAAAUAUGACAUUGGUGGUUCCCCUGUUUGUUGAACUGUUUCUUAGGGCACUAGACACUUUUGGUAAUUACUCAAAAUAAUUGCUUGCAUAAAAACUUAUUUCGAGCAAUGAAGAGCUGUUGA
This is a messenger RNA of Asterias rubens (European starfish), 1512 nucleotides long. RefSeq lists its product as uncharacterized. The transcript has 3 exons. The record is from RefSeq and is a predicted model, not a curated record. NCBI's taxonomy places the organism in Eukaryota, Metazoa, Echinodermata, Asteroidea, Forcipulatida, Asteriidae. Bases 73 to 966 code for a protein of 297 amino acids.